This is a messenger RNA of Pongo pygmaeus (Bornean orangutan), 5475 nucleotides long. RefSeq names its product zinc finger protein 624 (gene ZNF624). The transcript is spliced from 6 exons. Gene Ontology annotation, biological process: regulation of immune system process; regulation of cytokine production; negative regulation of transcription by RNA polymerase II. Gene Ontology annotation, cellular component: nucleoplasm; PcG protein complex; transcription regulator complex. Lineage: Eukaryota; Metazoa; Chordata; Mammalia; Primates; Hominidae. Gene Ontology annotation, molecular function: RNA polymerase II cis-regulatory region sequence-specific DNA binding; DNA-binding transcription repressor activity, RNA polymerase II-specific. The coding region runs from base 1341 to 3935 and encodes 864 amino acids. The record is from RefSeq and is a predicted model, not a curated record.
UUAACGAAAUGUGUAUGUUCCUCUAAACUUUCCUGGUGGCUUAUUUUACAUUCUGUUGUUUGUUGAUAAUGUUUUUAAUUCCAUCUAUCCUGUCUUUAAACAUUUUAAAUAUAAUAAUUUUAAAUUUUUAAUCAAAUGAGCUCUGCCUCUGAAGUUUUGGGGGAUAUAUUUCUGCUGUUUAUUGUUUGUGCUGAUUUUCAUUCACAGUGUCUUACUUUAUUAUUUGUUUUGUAAUGUUUAAGUUUUGGACUUCUGUUUGGCUCAUCUUCAUCUGUGGGGAAUGUGAGGGAACUGGGAUCUCCAAAAGACAUUUGCUCAGUUUCUAAUUUCAGAGUGUAUUGAAUAAAUAUUUUGAGUAAUCUUUUUCACUGGAAAUUUCUUUUUACUCCAGUCCUCCUGUGAAUAUCCUGUUGUUUUGAUUACUCUUCAAUGCCACUCUCCUUAGAAGAUGUACCUCAUUCCGUGUGCAUUUCGAUAUGUGGAAGUGUGUUGGGAGGUGGGGUCCCAAAGUAUUCAUUCAUUCUUCCUUCGUUUCAUUCAUUAUGCAAGCAGUCUCCUAAGUAGGCACUCUGAGUGAUAAACUCCAUGAGACGUAGUUUCUAUCCUCAAAAAAUACCGCCUUUGGUAGGGAUAAAGUAAAUAGACCUUAAUAUAGCUCUUGGACGAGCAGCCCUUGAAUAAGUGGUCAAAUAAAUUUGUUGCAAAUAAAUACUUUCAGUCAUUGUGUUUUAAGAAUUAUCAUUUGUAUGCAUUGAGGAGAACUUCUACAGCUAUUUGUCUUCAGAAAGGUUUCUUCUUUGUAUUUCGAAGAAUUUUGGCCUUAAAAUUUCCAGCUUAUUUUCAGGCAUUCAUAUCCAUUCUACUUAAUUGGCAUUAUAGUCAUCAAUUGUUGUCUCUUCCAACUCUGAGGGAAUUGUCAUAAAGGGAAUUGUUCAGAAAUAUGUGUUUCCAAGCACUUGUUCACAUAAUUGUCUGGAUCACAUCUAUCUGUUCUCUCAACGGCUUUCUUUAGUCGCACCUAAAUGUUCCAAGACAAGGGUUGGGUCAUUGUUUGUAUCUCUAGUGCUAUUGCUUUUGACACAUAGUCAAGGCUUCUCAACAGAAGCGUAUCCAAUCGGAAUUUUUUCUCACCCUCGAAGAGCCAAUUCCUUCACUAACGCAGACAAAAGGGGCGGGGGCCUCAGGCGCUGAGGAUUCUGGGCACUGUAGUUCCGACGCUCCGGCUGCGCAGGCGCAAUGCCCUGCCUGGAGGCCGGCCCCGCCGAGCCGCCGCCAUUGCUGGAAGCGUUCCCGCCCUGCUCUGCGAGUGCCCUCAGUUGUCCUCAGUUCGGCCGCCAGGUAUGUCUUUGCAAGACUCCACUCUUUCCAGAGAGGGGAAACCAGAGGGAGAGAUUAUGGCUGCUGUGUUUUUCUCAGUUGGACGCCUGAGCCCUGAAGUUACCCAGCCAGAUGAAGAUCUUCACCUUCAGGCAGAAGAAACACAAUUGGUAAAGGAAUCGGUGACAUUUAAGGAUGUGGCUAUAGACUUCACAUUGGAGGAAUGGAGGUUGAUGGACCCUACACAGAGGAACCUGCACAAGGAUGUGAUGCUAGAGAAUUACAGGAAUCUGGUCUCCCUGGGGCUUGCAGUUUCCAAACCAGACAUGAUAUCUCAUUUGGAGAAUGGGAAAGGACCAUGGGUGACGGUGAGAGAAAUUUCAAGAAUUCCCUAUCCUGACAUGGAGCCCAAACCUGCAACCAAGAAUGCUACACGAACAAAGGCUGUUUCUGAAGAUUUAUCACAGGAGGCCAUACUAGAGAAACUUACAGAGAAUGGUCUGUGGGAUUCCAGAAUGGAAGGGUUAUGGAAAUGGAAUGAUAGGAUAUUGAGAUUAGAAAAUAAUCAGAAUCAUUUGAGUCAAAGAAUAAUUCCACUCAAGAAGACUCCCACUAGUCAAAGAGGCUUUAGGUUUGAAUCUAUUCUUAUUCCAGAACCAGGCAUUGCCACAGAAGAGCUUCACAGCAGAUGCCAAACACAAGAGGAAAAUUUCACAGAGAAUUUAAAUUUGAUUACAGAUACCCAUUUGGGGAAGAUUAUUUGCAAGGAGAUGAAAGGCAGCAAAGCCAUAAGGCAGACUUCAGAACUUACUUUGGGGAAAAAAUCCAGUAAUAAGGAAAAACCCUACAAAUGUAGUAUAUGCGAAAAGGCCUUUCGUUAUAGAUCAUUGCUCAUUCAACAUCAAAGAACUCAUACUAAAGAAAAACCUUACGAAUGUAAUGAAUGUGGGAAAACAUUCAGCCAGCCUUCAUAUCUCAGUCAGCACAAAAAAAUCCACACUGGAGAAAAACCCUAUAAAUGUAAUGAAUGUGGAAAGGCCUUCAUUGCUUCUUCAUCACUUAUGGUACAUCAGAGAAUUCACACUAAAGAGAAACCUUAUCAGUGUAAUGUGUGUGGGAAAUCUUUUAGCCAGUGUGCCCGUCUUAAUCAACACCAGAGAAUUCAAACUGGAGAGAAACCCUAUAAAUGUAGUGAAUGUGGGAAAGCUUUUAGUGAUAAAUCAAAACUUGCAAGACAUCAGGAAACUCACAAUGGUGAGAAACCCUACAAAUGUGAUGAUUGUGGGAAAGCCUUUAGGAACAAGUCAUAUCUUAGUGUACAUCAGAAGACCCACACUGAAGAGAAACCAUAUCAGUGCAACGAGUGUGGGAAGUCUUUUAAGAAUACCACAAUUUUUAAUGUGCAUCAGAGGAUUCAUACUGGAGAGAAACCUUUUAGAUGUAAUGAAUGUGGAAAAGCCUAUAGAAGUAAUUCAAGCCUUAUCGUACAUAUAAGAACUCACACUGGGGAAAAACCCUAUGAAUGUAAUGAAUGUGGGAAAGCAUUCAACCGCAUCGCAAAUUUCACAGAACAUCAGCGAAUUCACACAGGAGAAAAACCCUAUAAAUGUAAUGAAUGUGGGAAAGCAUUCAUUAAUUAUUCAUGCCUUACUGUACACCACAGAAUGCAUACAGGAGAGAAACCUUAUAAAUGUACUGAAUGUGGAAAGGCCUUCAUGCGUUCUUCUUCUCUAAUUAUACAUCAGCGUAUUCAUACUGAAGAGAAACCUUAUCUGUGCAAUGAAUGUGGGGAGUCUUUCAGAAUAAAAUCACACUUAACUGUACAUCAGAGAAUUCACACUGGAGAGAAACCAUAUAAAUGUACUGACUGCGAGAGGGCAUUCACCAAAAUGGUAAAUCUCAAGGAGCAUCAGAAAAUUCAUACUGGAGUGAAACCCUAUAAAUGUUAUGACUGUGGAAAGUCCUUUAGGACUAAAUCAUACCUUAUUGUACAUCAAAGGACCCAUACUGGAGAAAAACCAUAUAAAUGUAAUGAAUGUGAGAAAGCCUUCACUAAUACAUCACAGCUUACCGUGCACCAACGAAGGCAUACUGGAGAGAAGCCCUAUAAAUGCAAUGAAUGUGGAAAGGUUUUCACAAGUAACUCAGGCUUUAAUACACAUCAAAGAACACAUACUGGAGAGAAACCAUUUAAAUGUAAUGACUGUGGGAAAGCAUUUAGCCAGAUGGUACAUGUCACAGAACAUCAGAAAAUCCAUAGUGGAGAGAAGCCCUAUAAGUGUGAUGUCUGUGGAAAAGCCUUCAGGAGGGGUUCUUACCUUACAGUGCAUUGGAGAACACACACUGGAGAAAAACCCUACACCUGUAAGGAAUGUGGAAAGGGUUGUAUUACUUUAUCACAGCUAACCCUACAUCAGAGAAUUCAUACUGGGGAGAGGCCCUAUAAAUGUGAAGAAUGUGGAAAAGCCUUCAGAACUAACUCAGACUUUACUGUACACUUGAGGAUGCAUACUGGAGAAAAGCCCUAUAAAUGUAAUGAAUGUGGAAAAGCCUUCAGGAGUAGUUCAAGCCUUACUGUACAUCAAAGAAUACAUCAGAGAGAAACUCAGUUAACAUAAAGAACAAUAAGUCAUUCACCUAGAUGUCAACUCCACAAGAUGAAUCUUAUAAACUAUAUUUUAUGAAUAUAGGAAAAUCUUCAUUAGGAAUUCGUCAGAAAGUAUACAGAGAAACUAUAAACAAUUAUGUGGGAAAUCAUUUAAUAAUAUUAAAUAUUAGAAGUUAUAAGGAAACUCUCACUAGAGGAAAAUAAUGAACAAAUGAAAGCAUUCAUCCAGAUUUCAUACUUUACUCAUUUAAAAAAUUAUCUUUAGUUAAUUGCCUAUAUAUGUAUUUGUCUAUUUUUCUAUUUAUUUAUCUGUCUUUUCUUAUAAACCUGGAGGUGCUUUUUAUAUAUUUUAGAUAUUAAUCCUUUGUCAUUAUGUAGCAGAUGUUUUUCUUAAUCUAGCAUUUGUCUUUAUACUUUAUAGUAAUGCACAACAUUUUUAUAGGAAAAUAUUUAUAUCAUUUCCUUUUUAGAUUUUUUAUUUACUCAUUUUACUUAAAAGAGAUCUCCUUAAUCCCUAGGUUAUACAUAGUAUCCUAAAUUUGUUUUUAAGAUUUUUAUGAUUUUAUUUUUUACACUUAAGUCUUUAAUCCCUCUGGACUGGAUGGUUCUUCAUAGGAGAGCAACUGUAGGUGAUCAUUAUCCUGUGAAAAUAUUUUGAACCUAAAAAGCACUCAGGGAAAUGCAAAUUGAAAUGCUCAGUGAGAUGAAACUUCCCCUUCAUGAAUUUGGCAAAAAUUAAGAGAUCUUUUGCUAGCUAUUGGGGUUUGGGAAACCAUGUACUGUUACUUAAAGGUUGUAUAACAUACCUCCACCAGCAGUCCAACAAUAUAUGUUUAAAAUUUUAAACAUAUAUACUCUUAGACCCAGCAGUCUCACUUUUGGAAUCUGUCCCAUAGAAAUAAAAGCAGCAUCAAUGCAUAAGAAUAUAAAUAAACGUGUUUGUUGAAGUAUUGUUUGUAGAGGGGGGCAAAGCCCCAACUGCAAACAAAGUGAAUGCCCAUUAAUAGGGAAGUGGUUAGAUAAAUUGUGAUAUACCCAUAUUAUGGAACAGUGUGAGAGUAAUUUUAAAAAUGACUUAUAUCUAUACUAGCUGAUUUCAAUGUAUUUCCACAAUGUAUUGAUAAAUAAUUGCUUUAUAACAAAUGUAUAUAUACAAUAUAUCAUUUUUGUUAAAAUAAUCACACCCAUUUAUUUUGUAUUUAUGUGUGUGUGUGUGUGGUUAGAUGCACAUGGAGACAGGUAUGGAAGAAUAUACACAAGGCUGUUAAUAUUGAUUACCUUGAGGGGAGUGAGAAAAGGAGAAGUAGAGGUAAGGGAAGGGGAGACUGUAAAAACAGAAAAAUGUAAAUGCUGCCUUUAUGGUAUAAAACUGUAAAUGUAAUAUUAUGUAUUUAUGUGAACUUCUGAGAGAGAUGAAAGGAUGGUCUCCAAAAAAUUAAUGAUGGUUAUUUCUGUUUUAGUGGAGUAUCGAUUUUUUGUUUUUUACUUUCUUUUCUGUUUUUAAUUUUUUCUUUGCAAUGAACCUGUAAUAUUUACAUAAAAAGGAAAAA